AUGGGGGCCAUAUCUCUCCUAUUGGCAGCUGAGUCCUGCAACUUCCCAGCUGCUCCCCUGGGCUGUGACAGGUCCACGGACACCUCUGGGAAGCAGAAUUCCAGCAGGAUGCUCUGUGCUGCCCCCCAGCCCCAAAAGCUGCUGCUCCAGGAGGACGCCGAGCUCCGGGUGGCCCUGGAGCAGCCGCCAGACCCCGCCACCGAGUGCUACAGCGUCCGCUGGACCCCCCUGCGCCCCGACGUCAGGCUGAAGGAUUGUUUCUCCAUGGCCAACGUCUCCUGGUUCGGCGGGGGGGGCACCCGGGCCCCCCGCUGGCCCCUCAACGGGGCCGAGAGCCAAGCCCAGCCCUUCGUCAGCGGGGACCUGGGCAGGAAUCCCGGCGGAUUCGGGCCUGUUCUGGACAGAUACUUCUUAGGCUCGACAGUGCGCUCCCUGCGGGCCGGGCGGGCCGGUUCCUGGCUCAGCCUCCAGCCCUGCCCCGGGGGCUGCUCGGUCCCACUGCUGACCAUGUGGAAGGGGCAGCUCUGUGCCCGGCUGAACGUCACCAGUGAGGAGGCCCUGAGCUGGUACCUGGCACGUGCCCAGCGCCUGCAGCAGCAGCUGGGAGCCACCUAUGUGGUCUUCGAGGGUGCUGAGGGGAACACCUUCCUGGAGCAGGCUCUGCCACCUCCUGCUGAGCUGCAGGGUGAUCGGUACACCCAGGUGCUGGCAGCAGCACUUGCCACGCUGGGAAAUGCCACUGUCAUCAGUGCUGGUACCAGGUCCAGCCACCUCCCACUCUUCAUCCAGAUGAGCCCCCUGCGCUCGGACUGGAGCCACGCGGGGCUGAAGGGGCUGAUCCCUUCCGUGCUGCACUACAGCCUCCUGGGCUACAACUUCUUCAUCCCCGAUGCAGUAGGAGGGAGUCUGGCUGGGGACACCCCGGGGGACCCGGAGCUGUACGUGCGGUGGCUGCAGAUCGUGACGUUCCUGCCCGUGAUGGCCUUCAGCACCCCCCCCUGGGUCUGCUGUGACACCUGGGUCCUGGUGGCCCCAGUCACAGAGAGAGGACACACGUGGAGAGAUAUCUACCUGCCUGGAGCAGGACACCUGUGGAGGGACACCAGCACUGCCCGCCUGUUUGACGGAGGCACCAUCCUCAGGAAUUACUCUGCUGGUCUCACAGAGGUGCCAGUUUUUGUCAAGACCUCCUGA
Messenger RNA from Chaetura pelagica (chimney swift), 1194 nucleotides. RefSeq names its product SITS-binding protein-like. The transcript has 8 exons. The record is from RefSeq and is a predicted model, not a curated record. Bases 1 to 1194 code for a protein of 397 amino acids. NCBI's taxonomy places the organism in Eukaryota, Metazoa, Chordata, Aves, Apodiformes, Apodidae.